Dermochelys coriacea (leatherback sea turtle) is the source of this 7003-nucleotide messenger RNA. It is a transcript of the gene APCDD1L, whose product is annotated as APC down-regulated 1 like. Gene Ontology annotation, biological process: negative regulation of Wnt signaling pathway. Gene Ontology annotation, molecular function: Wnt-protein binding. The coding region runs from base 441 to 1979 and encodes 512 amino acids. Lineage: Eukaryota; Metazoa; Chordata; Testudines; Dermochelyidae. Gene Ontology annotation, cellular component: plasma membrane. The record is from RefSeq and is a predicted model, not a curated record. The transcript is spliced from 4 exons.
GGCCUGGCUGGGGGUGGGCGCGUUGCAAUGUGCAGCGGCAGACGGGGUUGAGACGAGGAAGUCUCCACCUCUUCGGGCAGCUCCGAUCCGACGGUCAGCAGCGCUGCAAAGCGGGGGCCGAGCGGCAGCCGCCCGGAUCCGAGUCCUGCCGAGAGAGGCACCGGGGGUGGGGGUGAGGUUCAUGAGCCCCCUCGCCCCGCUGUCCCUCCUGGCGGGCGGCAGGGAGGCGGAAUAACCGCGGAGCUCCGGGGCAGCCUGUGCUGGGCCCCCCACCUGGGCAGAUGAACUUCUAAGGGCUCCUACUAGCCCCACAUGGCUCCGCGGCUUUCCCGCAGGGUCCCGCUCCACUGAGCAUCGGAGCCAGCGACCUGCCCCGGCCAGCCAGCGGGCUCCGUUCCUCCUCGGCGGGCAGGUGGGAAGGAAGCCGGCUGGAUACCACCAUGGGCCAGUCCUGGUGCUUCAUUGGGCUGCUCCUAGCCUAUGCAUCUGGAAAGAAGCUAUGGGACGUGCCUGUCUCUCAGGCUCCCCUGCACAGCACUGGAAAACUGCUCUGGGAGCCACAGUGCCAGUACCAACUGCGCCACCUACAGGACAGCGCUAGAAUUUCAGCUCUUCUGCCUCCCCGGCUGGAAGGUCAUUGGAUUUCUACAGGCUGUGAGGUACGUCCGGGACCGGAAUUCCUCACCAGAUCCUACCUGUUUUACUCCAACCGCUUGUUCAAGGCCUAUCAGUUCUACUACUGGGACCCCUCCUGCCACAAUCCAUCCCACUCCUUGGUCAUCAAAGGCAAGCUCAGGCUGCGCCAGGCCUCCUGGAUCACCCGAGGGGCAACUGAGGCAGACUACAAUCUGCACAAAGUAGGUAUUGUUUUCCACAGCCAGAGGGCCAUGCAGGAGAUUUCUGCCCGGAUCAAUCAGACAUCAGGAGGGGGCUGCAGUGGAUUCUUUCCACCUGGACGGUCCUGGGCUCCCGGAGUCCUCUACGACGUGCUGAGUGCCAAGGAGGGGCGGGAUUGCACCACAGCCCUGGGCUUUGCCAUGCAUGAACUCAGCCUGGUGCGGGUGGAGAAGCAUUACGAGCCCCUGCUGCAAACUCAGCCGAGCGGCAGCAGGACAGUGGAGGAGCUGUACCUAGGGGACAUUCACACCAAGUGGUCUGAGAGGCUCCAUUAUCGACCAACGGGGUAUCAACGCCCUUUGCAGAGUGCUGUGCAUCACGUGCAUCCUUGCCCUGCUUGUGGGAUUAUAUACAGAUCUGAUGAACACCAUCCACCUAUAUUACCAGCUAAACCUGAGUUGCCGAUGCAGUUAAGUGGCAGGUGGGUGAGUGCUCAUUGUGAAGUCCGGCCAGCUGUGCUUUUUCUUACUAGGUACUUCAUAUUUCAUGGCACCAAUCGCACCUGGGAAGGGUACUAUUAUCACUACUCUGACCCACUCUGCAAGCAGCCUACUUUUACCAUCUAUGCAUCUGGGUACUACACCAAGGGGGUCCCAUCCUCCAUAGUGAGAGGAGGUACAGAGCUGGCAUUUAAAGUGACCUGUGCUCGGGUUAAAGCAAUGGAUCAGGUAACAGUGACUAUGUUAAACUCCUCAGAGCCAGGAACCUGCGGGGAGACUGGCUCCUGGAGUGCCGGGAUUGAGCAGGAUAUAACGCUAACCAAUGGGUGUCUGGCUUUGGGCAUCAAGCUGCCCCACACAGAAUAUGAACUCUUUAAAAUGGAGCAAGACAUGAAAGAUCGCAGCUUGCUGUUCAUCGGCGAAAGGCCCACAGAUGGAUCCAGCCCUGACAGACCUGAGAAGCGGCCCACCUCAUACCAAGCACCUCUUAUUCAGUGUGCCGAUGCUACCGGGGUCUUUUCUAAACACAUCAGUCCAAGCUACCUGGGAAAAGAGGAUAAUAACGGGAAUGAAGCACGAAAACCUUUGCCUGUGACCCUUUUAUUGUCACUUAUGGCAAUGCAGUUUUUAAGAUGGGACUAGAUGAGUCCAGUUGUUUGCUCAGGUGCAGUACAGAAUUCAGACACUGGGUGCUAAGACAAUUUUAUAUCCUCUUCAGAUAAGCACAUCUGGAAUCAGUUUGCUUAGAUUCUGUACACAUUAAAAACAAAAUGGACAAAACAAGAGGUUUUCCCUGUAUAACAUGCCUGAUUAUGUACGACAUGUACUGGGCAUAUAUUUCCUAAUUGACCUUCAUUGGGCAUAAAUCUAAUGUAGUGACAUGGACAUAUUGCAAAUUGUCAGGUAAUUUAGCAAUACUAAAAAGACGUGUUAAAUUAGAACUGCUGAUUCUAGCCUGCAGCAUUGCUAGGAUAUAAUUGAGGGCUCUAGUCACGAAAAAGUCCAGUUUUCCAAAGCUUUGAGGGCUCAUUCUCUCAAACUGAUUCUCCCCCACCCCUCACUUACUGCUCCUGUAAAUUCAUGUAGUUGGCUUUGGCAAGAGCUCUGGAUCAAUCACAGAAACUCAUACCGUACAAAGAAAAGGAGUACUUGUGGCACCUUAGAGACUAACAAAUUUAUGUGAGUAUAAGCUUUCAUGAGCUACAGCUCACUUCAUUGGACGCAUUCAGGGGCAUUGAAUGCAUCCAAUGAAGUGAGCUAUAGCUCACAAGAGCUUAAAGUCAAAUAAAUUGGUUAGUCUCUAAGCUGCCACAAGUACUCCUUUUCUUUUUGCGAAUACAGACUAACAUGGCUGCUACUCUGAAACCCGUCAUACCAUACACACACUCUCUCAAUCGCUCUUCCUUGAGUUCAGAAAGGGCUCUCCGUGGCAGACUGAUGCCAUCCUUGCAACCUACAAUUUGCAAGCUCUGCUUUCUUGUUGUGUGCAUGUUAGCUUUCCCAGGCUCUGGGCUGUGAUGAUCUCAGUUCACAAGCUCACAAUGCACGAGACACAAGUGACCCUGCCACCCCCCCACCCUGCUUUUUCUGUUACUACCUUGCCUCUGUCAUAUUACAUUGACUGCAUAAGGAUUGGGUUCACUCUGUUCCAUCUCUCUGUGUUAUCACUUAGCCCAAAUGUUCUGAGACAUGACUAGUUGAUUUAUGACUGUACCACUCACCAGGGAGACAGAAGCUCAGGUGCAAAAAGACACUAUACUGACCCUACGUUACCUCUGCCCCCACGUUAGCACAAUCCCUUGUGCCUUUGCUGGUGCAUUCCCUUAACAAGAGUCAUCAAUCCAACUCUGGCUUAGAUCUCAGAAAAACAUAUCUUAUCUGAAAAGGAUAUUUUUAAACCAACUAUGCAAUAUCUACAUUUUUAGUGCCGUAUAUACAAAACUGAAGCUGUACUUAGGGCUUGUUUACACAGGGCCAUCCAGGAAAAUUAAUCCAAAUUAACUAACGGUGUAUUUGAAAUGGAUUAGUUAAACUCCACUGUGAACAUCUGCAUUCAGAAGUAAAUUGGCUUUAAUAUGUUUAUAGUUUAAUUCACUUCCAAAAUGAAAUUAAGAUAAACCACAUUAAAGUCACUUUAAUUCUGAACCACAGCAUCCACACAAGGAUUUAAUACUACUGAACUAAUCCAUUUAAAAUUCACACCGUUAGAUAAUUUUUUCUGGCUGGCCUCUGGUAGACAACCCCUUAGACAAUUUAUGGGUUUUAUAAGUUUUGGGGACUGUGGACAUUAACAAUUGAUUCAUACACAUUUAAUAAGCAGCUCUUCUAAUAGUGGUACAAAUGGUUUUCAGCAUGUUAUCACAUGCUUGCCACAGAAAGUAUCAUGUACAUAUCUUCCGAAAUGCUUUCUCUGUUUAAAGAUUACUAUGUUUUGAUGUCUGCUAUGUACAAGUAUCCAAGGUCAAAUGCAUAUGUUUAAAAAGGAACCAUAUGAGUGCAAUGAUUGUAAAUCAAAUUUCCUAUACUUUUUUCUUGGGUGCAAUGGAAAGUUUGCAAUCUGCUCAACCACUUCUGCAUAUCAAAAGAGAAACAGUCAUUUUGAUAUCCCCAAAAUAAUGACAAUGCUCCUUUUCUUGUGGUUUAACAAUUAGACUUUUUAGGUUUGUCUCAGUACAUGAAACCUUUUUUUUCCCCAACAACACUUAAAUUUUGCAACUCAAGUAACUGAUCCAGGAGAGCCAGGAUGACGUAGCUAAGAAUUAGACACGACAUACAUGUCCAAGUUUUUAUUCCCUUGUACCUCGAACAGAACAGAAUCCGCUAGCACAAUGCUGAUGCACCGAUUCACUAAUGGCUUAGAGGAAAGAGGGCUGCUACUUUUCAACACCACAACUGCCACCUUCUGCAACAGCCAGGGAUUUCUUUGGUGGCCUCCCUCUCAAGCGCUACUUAAGUCUGAUACUGUUUUGCUGGUGAGCUUUAAUGAAGUCCUAGCCUGAGCUACUCAGGGAAGUUCUAAAUUCAGGCCCAAAGUCAUCAGUGAGUUUUGUAUGCAAAUAGAAAAGGAGUACUUGUGGCACCUGAGACUAAACAAAUUUAUUUGAGCAUAAGCUUUUUUUUGAGCAUCCGAUGAAGUGAGCUGUAGCUCAUGAAAGCUUAUGCUCAAAUAAAUUUGUUAGUCUCUAAGGUGCCACAAGUACUCCUUUUCUUUUUGCGAAUACAGACUAACACAGCUGCUACUCUGAAACCUGUUGUAUGCAAAUACCACCAGUUGCAGGCUCAUAUAUUUACAUAAUACAACUUGCAUUAUACUGUCGCUAUGUACACUUUUAAUCACACUUGACGAUGUGUUCAGAGACUAUAGCAAUGGAUGUAGUAUAAAAACCUGGACAGUCAAUCUCAGGCAUGGUGGCAAGACUACAAUUACAUGACAAAGCUACGAAAGUAAACUUGGUACCAUUGCAUACAAAUGCACUAAAGGAAUCUGGUACAUAAACAAAUUAGUGAAAUGUUUAUAUUAGGAGCACUUCCAACUCUCUUCCCGUAGGCUUAUCCACUUCACCCUUCAGGGAGUCAUUGCCAACAAAAGUUCUACAGCAUUCCUGUGCAGAGUACAUCUGGAUCCGCUUACCAAUACCUGCAGCAGUGAUGAGGUUUAUUGGCUGUUUGGAGAGAGGCUUUACCCCUUUCCCCUACCAAAACCCAGGCAGGAACCUUUUCACAACUGUUUUCCUUAAGACAUUUUUAAUGAAAGGGAAAGGGGUGGAGCCACAAAGAUUUCUGCAUAAAGGGAAAAAAAUUGUGUUGUGUUGGAUCUAGUUUUAGAAAGCCAUUCCCAAACUAUUCUGUAGUUUACUGCGAAUCAACAGUGACUGUUUAGCAGACACUUGCAGAAUCAGGCCUUGACUUUGAAUGAAGUAAUACAUUCAUAUAUUAUCUCAUGUGACUGCCUGUAUAUCACAGGCAGCUAAACUUUACCACUGUAGUGAGCCUAAUAACUUGUAUGUGGCUAGAGUAUAUCCUCCAGAAAGGAAUCCAGACUUGAUUUGAAGACAUGAAGAAUCCACAUUCCUUGGCAGUUUAUUCCAAUGGUUAAUCACCCUCACUUGUACAACUAUGUACUUGCAUUCUAUUUGGAAUUUGUCUGGCUUCAGCUUUCAGCGAUCAUACAGAGUGUUCUAACACCCCAGUAUUUACACACUGUAUGCUCUUCUUUUAGAUGAGCUAAACAGAUAGAGCUCUUUAAAUUGCUAACGCUAAGGCAUUUUCUCUCAUCCUCAGAUGUGGCUCUUCUGCACCCACUCCCAUUUUUCAAAAUCUAUUAGAAAAUAUGUACAGAACUGUACACAGUAAUUCAGCAUCCACCUCAUCAAUGCUAUAUAUGGUGCUAAAUCACUUCCAUACUCCUACUCACUAUUUCCUUGUUUCUACAUCCAAAGAUUGCAUUAGACCAUUGUGCUACAUUACACUGAGCUAGCUCAUGAAAGCUUAUGCUCAAAUAAAUGUGUUAGUCUCUAAGGUGCCACAAGUACUCCUUUUCUUUUUGCGAAUACAGACUAACACGGCUGCUACUCUGAAACCAACAUUACACUGGAGGCUUAUGUUCAGUUGCUUGAUCACUACAACCCCUACAUCUUUUUCAGAGUUUCUUCCUUCGAGGAUACAGUUGCCCAUGUGGUAGGUACGGCUUUAUUAAAACAUUUUAUCUGAAUAGCCCAGACUACCAAGCAAUCCACAUGGCUCUGUAUGUCUGCCCUGUCUUCAUCCUCAUUUACCAGUCUGCCAAACUUUGUGUCAUUUACCUGUGAGCAGCAGCGAUUUCGUAUUUACUUCCAGCUGACAGAUGAAAAUGUUAACUAGCUUUGGGUCUAGUAUUUGUCCCUGUUGAACACCACUAGAAACUUUGCCCAUCUGAUAAUUCUCCAUUGCCAACUACGGGGAGCUCUUUCAAUUAGCCAGUUAUCCAUUUAACAUACGCUUCAUUGAUAUUGUAGAGUGCUUAUUUUUAAAAUCAGAAUGUCAUGCGGUAUUAACAUAUUACAAGAAUCUAAUUGUAUUACAGCUACAGAGUUUUUAUCUACCAAGUUUGCAAUCCCAGAGUUAGAUUUUGUCAAACAAAAGAUUUAUUUUCCGUAAAACUUUGUUGACUGGCAUUAAAUUUAUAUUCUUAUUUAAUUCUUUAACUGACUCCUGUAGCAGCUUUUCCAUUAUUUUGCCCAGGACAGAUGUCAGGCUAAUCAAUCAAGAGUUACUCAUGGCAGCUUGCCUGCCUUUUUUGAAAACUGAAGCAACUGUAUCCCUCUUCCAGGCUUCUGGAAUAUCCCAUGUAUUCCAAAAUUUAUUAAAAGUGAACAAACCAGAUAUCUCUUUAGCCAACAUUUAGAACUCUUGAAUGCAGUUUAUUUAGCACUUGCUAAUCAAUAUCUGUAGCUUGUCAUAAUGAAAUCCAAAAUAGAACCCCCCCCACGUUGGGUACAGUAAAUACCGCGAGUGUUAGAAAAAGCAAUCUUGCAUGGAAAAGAACAAUGGCAACUAACUACUAGAUUCCUUUCUUCUUAAACAGCUGCUUUCAAUUGUUUAAAAAAAUAAUCUAGCAAGUGUUUGGGAGAGUCAGGACAUUUCAAAGGGCAUUUAGGCACAGAAAGAAAGUCCAUAGGAGUAGACUU